Pneumocystis jirovecii RU7 is the source of this 1338-nucleotide messenger RNA. Its product is annotated as dolichyl-diphosphooligosaccharide-protein glycotransferase. NCBI's taxonomy places the organism in Eukaryota, Fungi, Ascomycota, Pneumocystomycetes, Pneumocystales, Pneumocystaceae. The coding region runs from base 1 to 1338 and encodes 445 amino acids. The transcript has 6 exons. Gene Ontology annotation, cellular component: endoplasmic reticulum membrane; oligosaccharyltransferase complex. The record is from RefSeq and is a predicted model, not a curated record.
AUGAAGACUUUAAAUAAAUUAUUAAAAUUGUUUCUUGGAUUAGUAUUUAUUUUAAGAAUUACAAUAGUUUCAGGGAGAUCAGCAGCAGGUAAUAGAUUAUUAAUUAUCCAUAAUUCAGAUAUAUCAUAUAAUGACUUUUCUAUUUUUUUUGAUUCUUUUAAAAAUCGUAAAUAUGAGACAACUUUUAAAAAGCUGGAAACAGAUACUAUAUCUCUUUUUAAGUAUGAAGAACGGUUGUAUGAUCAUCUUAUUUUGUUUUUGACAAAAACGAAAAAUAAUAGACAUGGUUUUUCCAAUUCAGAAAUUCUUGAAUUUAUUAACAAGGGAGGGAAUGUUUUAAUUGGAAGCUCUGUUAUAUCAGAAGAUAUCCGUAAUUUGACAGGAGAAUUUGGAAUUUAUUUAGCUAGGGAAAAGACUGUUGUUGUAGAUCAUUUUUCAUAUAAUAAAUCGGAUUCAGACAAGCAUUCUUUACUUAUUGUUAAAAAUUUCAAGAAAAACAACUAUGUAUUGAGUGAUGAAGUUACUCAGGGACCGCCAAUACUCUAUCGAGGAGUUGCCCACUUAUUGACAAAUAAUCAGCUUAUUGUCCCUAUUCUUGGGGCUGAAAGAACAGCGUAUACUUAUGACAUAAAAGAUGAGCAUGAUUUUGUAAAAGAACCCUGUGUAGCAGGCACUCAAGUAUCUCUUGUAACAGGUUUCCAAGCAAGAAAUAAUGCUCGAAUUAUAGUUGCUGGAAGCAUUGAAAUGUUCUCAAAUACUUUUUUUAAUUCAUAUGUUGAAAAAAAUGUUAAAUCUGGGAAUCGCUAUUUUGUUGAAGAGAUCACUCAAUGGCUUUUCCAAGAAAAAAGUGUAUUGAAAGUUAUUUCAAUGAAACAUAAUCUUUUGAAUAAAACAUUGCAUACGUCCCCUAAUGUCUAUAAAAUAAAAGAUAAAGUGGUAUUUGAGAUCGUAUUUUCACAAUAUAAGAAUAAUUCAUGGAAUCCUUUUGUUGCUUCAGACAUUCAAUUAGAACUUAUUAUGUUAGAUCCUUAUAUAAGAACAACUCUUAAAGAAGCAUCUAGAACUUCGAAUUCUUCUGUUUAUUCUACUGUAGUUUCUUUAGUUGAUCGUUAUGGAAUUUUUCAUUUUAAGGUAAACUAUAAAAGGCCAGGUUUAUCUUAUAUAGAAGAACGGUCUACUAUAACUAUUAGACACUAUAAACAUGAUGAGUACCCACGAUAUCUUUUUAUUGCUUUUCCUUAUUAUAUAGGAGUUGCUACGACAAUAUUUGCAUUUUUGCUUUUUUGUUUUGUAUGGCUUUUUUCUAUAGAUCAAAAUAAGAUUGCAAAAAAAAACUAA